This is a messenger RNA of Tetrahymena thermophila SB210, 1008 nucleotides long. RefSeq lists its product as hypothetical. The transcript has 6 exons. The record is from RefSeq and is a predicted model, not a curated record. NCBI's taxonomy places the organism in Eukaryota, Ciliophora, Oligohymenophorea, Hymenostomatida, Tetrahymenidae.
AUGGAAAAAUAAAAUGAUUAAUAUCAACUUAAGCGCUUCGACCAAAGGGUAUUAGCAGCUGAAAUAAAUGAAAUGAAAUAAACAUUUAAUUAGCAACAAGAAACCUACCAAGAAAAUAUAAAAAUACAUACUGACCGUUUUGAUGAAAGGGAUCUCUCACAAUUCAGAGAAUUUUUAGAGCAAAUUAAAAAAGAAAAUGUUGAAAAAAUAAAAUCAUACUUCGCAAAAAAGAUUGAAUAAAAAGAUGAAGGGUUUAAUUACUAUGAUUAGGAUAAUUAGCAGAUGGUUGAUAUUGCAAUGACUGAUAGAGAGAAUUUGUAAAAGGAUUUAACAGAAGAAUUUGAAGUAUAAAAAGUGAAAGAUGAGCGCAAGCUCAUUCUUAUGAAUGCAGUACUUGAUAAAUUCAAAGAGUAAUAAAAAGUGAAAGUGUUCUUUAGUUUGUGGAAAGACAACCAUCUCAAGAAAAAAGAAAAAAUAAAAUUAGAUAGAUUUUUGGAUUAGAGAUUAGUUGAUAAAGUUAAAACCAAGUGCUUCUUUGCUUGGAGAAACUACUCCUACAAGUCUUCCUACGAACAAAAGAUCAUAAAAAAUUCAGAAAAAGAUGUCAUUGAUUUCCAACAAAGUUAUUUAGAAAUUAUCAACACCCUUAAGAAUGAAAUAUAGAAAACAGAUAAUUUGAUUUCCUAAAAAACUGAAUAAAAAGCCUAAUUAGCAUACUCACUUAGCAAAAAUUUAAUGAAGACAAUUUCAACUUUAUCAAACGAAGUAGUAAAUUUAAAUAAUAUAGCUAAGUAAACUUAAUAGCCUGAUGUAGUAGAAACACAACAAUAUUUAUCUGAUAUGAACCAAUUUAUUAAUAAAAAAUACUAAGAAAUCAAGAAUUUAAAGAAGACAUAUGCAGAAGAAAUAAAUAGCACAUCAGCUAAAACAGAAAAUAAAAAAUUAGGAAGCUUGAUUACAUUCUAAGACCGUGCUCUAGGAGCUUUAAGUCUUGAUAAAUUUGAAUGA